Messenger RNA from Nerophis lumbriciformis (worm pipefish), 1371 nucleotides. RefSeq names its product forkhead box A1 (gene foxa1). Gene Ontology annotation, biological process: regulation of transcription by RNA polymerase II; anatomical structure morphogenesis; cell differentiation. Gene Ontology annotation, molecular function: protein domain specific binding; RNA polymerase II cis-regulatory region sequence-specific DNA binding; DNA-binding transcription factor activity, RNA polymerase II-specific. The record is from RefSeq and is a predicted model, not a curated record. NCBI's taxonomy places the organism in Eukaryota, Metazoa, Chordata, Actinopteri, Syngnathiformes, Syngnathidae.
CAGAGCAGGAGCAUGCUUGGUGCAGUGAAGAUGGAAGGCCACGACGCUCCUGAUUGGACUUUUUAUAACGACGAGGUGUAUUCCCCGAUGGCGGCGGCGGGUCUUGGGAUGGGCGCAGUGUCGAGCUACAUGUCGGGCGGCGGUACGGCGUCCGCCUCGUUCAAUAUGUCGUAUGGCGGCCAUGGCCUAAGCCCCGCCCCCAUGUCGGGGAUGGGCGUGUCCAGCCUGUGUAACGGUGCGCUGAGCCCGUCCUGUGUGGGUACGGCGCCGUCCCAGCAGGCGGCUCUCAACCCUUACAGCGGCACCUGUCCGAGCGUCAACGGCGCGACGGCAUACGGCGGAGGAGGCGGCCCCAAUAGAGGCCGGGACGGCAAGGCGCUGAGGCGAAGCUACCCGCACGCCAAGCCGCCGUACUCGUACAUCUCGCUCAUCACCAUGGCGAUUCAGCAGGCCCCCGGCAAGAUGCUGACGCUGAGCGAGAUCUACCAGUGGAUCAUGGACCUGUUCCCCUACUACCGGCAGAACCAGCAGCGCUGGCAGAACUCUAUUCGCCACUCGCUCUCCUUCAACGACUGCUUCGUGAAGGUGUCGCGCUCGCCCGACAAGCCCGGCAAAGGCUCCUACUGGACCCUGCACCCGGACUCCGGCAAUAUGUUUGAGAACGGCUGCUACCUGCGGCGCCAGAAGCGCUUCAAGUGCGACAAGAAGGUCCGAUUGGAGGACGGGAAGGAGCGAGGAGGCGGAGCCUCUCCCUGCGGGGACACCCUGAAGCCUCACGGACUCUCGGACUCCGCCGGCAGAACAGCGCCGCCCUGCUCUGAGCUCAAGAUGUCGAGCUCUCAGCUGCUGUCUUCCUUGUGCUUGCCGCCGCCGCCGCUGGCGCACCUUACGCACGAGGCCCACAUGCACCUAAAGGGCGACGGCCACUACGCCUUCGACCAUCCCUUCUCCAUCAACAACCUCAUGUCAUCCGAGCAGCACCACAAACUGGACCUCAAGGCCUACGAGAGCCUGCAGUACUCGUCGUACGCCGCGCGCCUGGACCCGCCCGCCCUCGCCGCCAGGUCGGCCGAGGCGCUGGAGGCAUCCUACUACCAGGGGGCGUGUCCUAGGGCGCUCCUCGACACCUCCUAGACCGUAGGGGGCGUGUCCUAGGGCGCGCCUCGACACCUCCCGGACCGCACUUCCUGUCGCGGGCCUCGCAUGCGGCCUGGCUGCGGGACUUCCUGUCGGGACACAAGCUACUUCCUGUUUGGACUUCUUCAUGCGCGGCUUGUGUGCACGCUCCCGCAUUGUUGAUGUUUGGGGUCAAAGGUUAGCAAAGACUGGAGGGGUCACGACCUCCUGAUGUAAAAUAGCAAUUGUGUGCAU